Messenger RNA from Cynara cardunculus var. scolymus (artichoke), 702 nucleotides. RefSeq lists its product as uncharacterized. Lineage: Eukaryota; Viridiplantae; Streptophyta; Magnoliopsida; Asterales; Asteraceae. The coding region runs from base 53 to 448 and encodes 131 amino acids. The transcript has 4 exons. The record is from RefSeq and is a predicted model, not a curated record.
GAAACCCUAAUCGCCGGAGUUUGGAAGGGAGGCGACAAAGAGAUAUAUUGGAAUGGCUGUCUUUAACGUGGUACAGAAGCGGAGGAGAGCCGCCAUCGCAGAGCGCAAGAGAGCAGUACACGGCGAUGCUUUUACCGGAAAGCUGAAGCAUAAGCCCCAAAACACCACUAUUUCCGGUAAACGUAAGCGCAAGCUUCUCAAAAAAUGGCGCCGGGACCAGAAGGAGGCAGUGGAAAAGGGGCUUAUUACCAUGGAAGAUAUCGAGAUGGCUGUUGCAGAUGGAUCAGGGACAUCAUCUCAAGAUGCCAAUAAAUCUCCAGUACAAUUCAGCAUGAAAAAGUCUCUGAAAAUUAGACCAAAGCGAUCAAACAAGAAAGGUAAGAAGAACAAAAGAAAAUCAGAUAAGCCGGUCAAGGAGGCUUCUUCAUCAGAUGUGAUGGUGGAGUGAUUGAUUAGAAGAGGCUACUAUUCGAUAUCUCGCUGUUACUUUCAAAACUGGUUAAUGCAGCCAUUAGAUGUUUGUAGAAUGUUGGCUACGCAAAGUUAUUUUUUUUCCCAAUUGAAUAUGUAAGAAUGUUGAAACUACUGAAGUUAGAAGUACUGUUUUACUAGUUAGUUAAUGAGAUCCAUUGUGUGAGAUUUAUGUUGGUCUUUGGAAAACAUGUUUUGUAUAAUAGAAAACAGAGCACAUAAGUUGACAUU